AUGCAUCUGACCGCAUGUUUUUUAGUGUUUUCAUCUCGCUGUCUUCCCUUCAGAAAACAGAAGGUGGCAGUAGAGAGCUACCACAAACGCCUCCAGCGUCACUGCCUGAUAGAGUGGCAGCUCUGGUGCCGAGCAGAGAAGGAGAAGAGAGAGCUGGAGGCUCAAAAAGAAGAGACCAAGAGGAAGAUGGCGGCUCUGCUGGAAGCGGCCUCGUCAGUUGGGGGCCACAAACAAAACAAUGUGGGUGGUACUGAGGGGGUCGUCGCGAGCCCAGAGACUGCUGAACUAAAGGGGGAAGAAAACGUCAGUGGCUGUCAGACGCCGGUCCUCCACAAGGCCACCCUGGUACCAAAGACCCCUAAGCAUGCCUGGCAGGUGACCCGGCAGCACGCGGCUCUCACCUCCGAUGAGCUGAACCAGCAGCGGCCGCAGCCUGGCGUCACCCCUCGGACACCAGCGCUUCAGAGUAAAGGUCCUCCCUACGGUGAGAACUUUGAGAACCGCCAUCAAUUCCAGCAGGUGCUAAUCUCGGAGCAGAGGCGGCAGCUCCAGGAACAGAAAGAGAUGAUCCAGGAUCUGAUGGAGAACCAGAGACUGAUGAUUGCCAGAGGGGAAGCCAAGAACGCCAGCGCCAUGACUGCACAGCUGUUGGGCCAUGCCGCCAAACCAAAAGGGACCCACAGGAGAGAAAGUGGCCCAUUGACCGAAGAAUCUUCUCCUGCCAAACAAGAGGCACCCAGGAGAUUUUCGUUUUCUUCUUCUCAAUUUGAGGGCCCAAAUGAGAGCCCAGGCCAGAGCACGGUGUCUACAUCACGGAGAGCCAGCAUCUGCUCCACCCCUCACCCUACAGUGAGAGCGAUGGAGGAGAGAGCGGCCCAGCGAGCAGAGAGGAGGAGAAUGCUGGAGGAGAUCAAAAGGAAACGUGAGGAGGACAAGUUGGCCCAGCUGAGGGCAGCAGAGGAGCAGCGGCUGCAGAUGGAGGCGGCAGAGAGAGAAGCCCAGCUGGAGAAGAAGAGAGAGGAGAGGAGGAUGCAGAAGCUGAAAGAGGAGGAGAAGCAAAGGCGCCUGCAGAGAGAGAAGGAGCUCCAGGAGGUGGCGCUGUCGCACUACAAGCGGGCGCUGCUGAGGUCCCACGGCCUGGAGCCUUGGAGGAAACUUCUGCUUCAGACCCAACAAAACACGGAGCGGGCGGACUCCCAUCAUCACUCUGCCCUCCUGAGAAGAACUCUGCAGGCCUGGUCACACGCGGUCAGAGAGAUCGCCGCUGAGAAGAGCCGACGGGCAGAUCACCUAUGGGCUACAAUCCUAUUACGGAGGAGUUUCCGCAGCUGGUUAAAGUACAAGGACUACCUGUCUGUCCAGGAGGAGAGGGCACAGCGGCGCUAUCAGGCCAAUCUGCGGAGAAAGAUCUUUAUGGCCUGGCUGGACGUGACCCAGGAGGAAAAGAUCGCCAUGUGGGAGAAGCAAAGGAUGGUGGCGGAGCACAGCCAGAG
Rana temporaria (common frog) is the source of this 1493-nucleotide messenger RNA. It is a transcript of the gene CCDC191, whose product is annotated as coiled-coil domain containing 191. The transcript has 8 exons. NCBI's taxonomy places the organism in Eukaryota, Metazoa, Chordata, Amphibia, Anura, Ranidae. Gene Ontology annotation, molecular function: phosphatase binding. The record is from RefSeq and is a predicted model, not a curated record. The annotation marks the transcript as partial.